Messenger RNA from Dovyalis caffra, 750 nucleotides. NCBI's taxonomy places the organism in Eukaryota, Viridiplantae, Streptophyta, Magnoliopsida, Malpighiales, Salicaceae. The record is from the annotation of a GenBank genome assembly.
AUGGCAGAAGAAGUGAAGGUUUUCAGGACAUGGUCAAGUCCAUAUGGUCUAAGAGUCAUCUGGGCACUGAAAUUGAAGGGUGUUGAGUUUGAAACAAUAUAUGAAGAUCUCUCCAACAAGAGCCCUUCGCUCUUGCAAUACAAUCCAGUCUACAAGAAGAUUCCUGUGCUUGUCCACAACGGUAAAGCCAUCUGUGAAUCACUAGUCAUUCUUGAAUACAUUGAAGAGACAUGGAAGCAAACUCCUUUGUUGCCUCAAGAUCCUCACCAGAAAGCCAACGCACGUUUUUGGGCCAAGUUUGGUGAUGAUAAGGUUUUCCAAUCAGUUGCGUGGGGUGUGUUCUUGAAGGAGGGAAAAGAGCAAGAAGAAGGGAUACCUGCAGCCUUGGAGAACUUAAAAUACUUAGAAGAUGAGCUAAAAGGAAAGAAAUUUUUCGGUGGGGAGACAAUUGGACUAGCAGAUCUUGCUUUAGGAUGGCUUGCUUAUUACCUUGAUAUCUUUGAGGAGGUAACAGGUCUAAAGCUGUUAGACGAGGAAAAAUUUCCAUCCUUAGCGGCAUGGAAGCAGGAAUUUGCAAAUGCGCCAAUCAUCCAUGAGAACUGGCCGGAUAGAGACAAGCUGAUCGACAAGUUUUCUGCCAUGAGUGCCGGCCUUUCAUGUUACAACUUACAAGAAUAUAAGAAUAAUGCAGAGAAGAAGCAAAUCACCUCUGAAUCUGAUAGUGAUUCCUGGUAUUGUAGUUUCCUGUAG